AUGGAUGAUAUGGGAUAUGAUGUUGAAGACUUUUAUAUGAUAGAUCCUGUCUUUGGAACAAUGGAUGAUUUUGAAGAAUUAAUUUUUGAAAUGAACAAGCGAAAUCUUAAAUUGAUAAUUGACUUUAUACCAAACCAUUCAAGUUACAAGUGCGAGUGGUUUGAAAAAUCAAUCAAACAAGAAGGAAAGUACAAAGAUUAUUACAUAUGGCGUAACGCUUCAAAUCAAGACGAAGUAACCCGUAACCCGUCGAUCACGCCCAAACCGCCAAAUAAUUGGUUGAGUGAUUUUAAUGGUCCUGCCUGGACAUGGAAUCAACAACGAAAUCAAUUUUAUUUCCAUCAAUUUGGUAAGGAACAACCAGACUUUGAUUUGAGAAAUCCUGAUGUUAAGCUACAACUUUUAGAUAUAAUAGAAUUUUGGAUGUAUAAAGGAGUUUCUGGAUUACGAUUGGAUGCUAUCGAUUAUUUAUAUGAAAAUGUUUCACUACUCGAUGAACCGUUUUUGCCGGGAAAGAGCAAUUCCACCGAAUACAAGGAUUUAGUUCAUAUAUACACUAGAAAUCAACCAGAAAAUAUUAUUAUUGUCUUAGAAUGGAGAGCGUUUAUGGAUAGUUAUACAAAAAGCAAAAAUAAAUCAAUUUCAAGUUUAAUGGCAACAGAAGUAUAUUCUAACUACAAUAUAUCAAUGCAAUAUUACGGCAACUCAACGAACCCUGGAGCUCAAGUACCAUUUAACUUAGCAUUGGUGAGGUGUCCAAAGGAUGAUUAUAUUGUUGAAUCUAUAGAUACCAUAAUCAAAAAUUGGUUGGCUAAUUUACCAGAAAACGCAGUGGCCAACUGGGUGGUACGUGUUUUUAAAUAA
Acyrthosiphon pisum (pea aphid) is the source of this 864-nucleotide messenger RNA. RefSeq names its product maltase A2. The transcript is spliced from 5 exons. Bases 1 to 864 code for a protein of 287 amino acids. Gene Ontology annotation, biological process: carbohydrate metabolic process. Lineage: Eukaryota; Metazoa; Arthropoda; Insecta; Hemiptera; Aphididae. The record is from RefSeq and is a predicted model, not a curated record.